Molecule: messenger RNA, 3603 nt
Organism: Lymnaea stagnalis (great pond snail)
Lineage: Eukaryota; Metazoa; Mollusca; Gastropoda; Lymnaeidae
Source: the annotation of a GenBank genome assembly
AUCAUCUGCUCCUGGUGUCAGCAGAAUGGAAACAAACUGUUCACUCUUGGGACAUCCGCUGGUAUCAAGGCGUUCUGCAGUGAGGUCUGCUUCACCCAGUGCAGGAGGGCGUCCUUUAAGAAAAAUAAGGUGAGAACGAUUACGCCUUGUAAGUAGCGGAGGAAGAUUAUAUCAUGAAAGUAGGUCAGAAAGAUUGUAUAAUGAAUGUAGGUCAGAAAGAUUGUAUCAUGAAAGUGGGUCAGAAAGAUUAUAUCAUGAAAGUGGGUCAGAAACAUAUCAUGAAAGUAGGUCAGAAAGAUUGUAUCAUGAAUAUAGGUCAGAAAGAUUGUAUCAUGAAUGUAGGUCAGAAAGAUUAUAUCAUGCAAGUGGGUCAGAAAGAUUAUAUCAUGAAAUUGGUCAGAAAGAUUAUAUCAUGAAAAUGGGCCAGGAAGAUUAUAUCAGGAAAGGAGUUCUGAAAGAUUACAUCAUGUGAGUAGUUGAGAAAGAUUGUGUCAUGAAAAUGGGUCAGAAAGAUUAUAUCAUGAAAAUGGGCCAGGAAGAUUAUAUCAGGAAAGGAGUUCUGAAAGAUUACAUCAUGUGAGUAGUUGAGAAAGAUUGUGUCAUGAAAAUGGGUCAGAAAGAUUAUAUCAUGAAAAUGGGUCAGCAGGAUUAUAAUAUCAUGAAAGUAGGUCAGAAAGAUUACGUCAUGGGGUGGGUGAGAGCGAGUUUGUCAUGAUAGUUUAUUCUAUCUGAGAUUCGACAAGAACAUAGCGUCAUCAUUUUGAAACACCUGUUUUUACCAAAUUAUUGAUGGUUACUUAUGUCUUACUUUAAAAGUAUUAAUGCUAACUUAUUUUAAAAUUAUUGAUGGUUACUGAUGUUAAAAUUAUUGUAUACUUGUUAACGAUAUAGUCAUUAAGUUAUGCUUAAUCAUAUGAAAGUAAAUAAAACGUCUUGUAUUGAAACCAUUCCAUGUAUUGUUCAAGAUGUUUAUAACAGGGCACACAUUUAAUGUGGCACAUAUUGUAAUUUAAGACACAAUUAACUCACUCACACUACCAUAUAGGAUCCAUAAACUCUAAUGCAUCUCUAAUGUACACAUAUGUCAUGUGAGACCCAGUUCUUUAGACAAUGCUUAUGUUGUAGCUGGUUUAAAGUCACGUGACCUUCGUUGUCUAACUUGCAUCUCUUGUUUGUUCUAACCAGCUGCUCCCCGUCUCUAUUACCCAGGUGUGCGACUGGUGCAAGCACGUGAGGCACACCGUCAACUUUGUGGACUUCCAGGAUGGGGACGUGCAGCUGCAGUUCUGCAGCGAGAAGUGUCUGAACCAGUACAAGAUGAACGUUUUCUGCACCGAGGCCAGGCAGCACCUCCAGGCCAUACAGAGCAUGGCCGCCGAGGAGGAGAAGAGCGGGGAGGGGAGGAAUGAACCCCGGCAAGGGGAGAUCCUCAUCACGCCGGAGCUGUGGAUGUCGGGCAGCUCAAAUGGGGAGCUGAACAUCAAAGAGGAGGUGGACGUUGAAAGGAGUGAGAAGGUGUUGGAGAGAGGUCAAGAGAGUGGGAAGGUGGAUGCGUGCUAUGAUGAUGAGGAUGAGGGGGAGCCUGGGGAGCUGAGAGAAGGAGAGAAGUUUGGACGCCACCUUGUGAUGGAUGGUAGGCCUGAAGCGACGGAUGACAGCAGCUGUUCUAAUGAGGGGAAAGUUGCUUCGUCAACAGUCACGGUGUAUCGUCAGAAAGGGGAGUGUAGAAAUUCAACGCCUAACUAUAGGUCAUCCAAGACAGAGCUCCAGAACCAUUUGGAGCAUCGGCAACGGAGGGAGAAAGAUCGUUUGAGAAAAACCCCUGACAGUAAAACAAGACCUGCAUCAAUCGAACAUGGAAGAGAUGUCAAUAAAAUAACUCAUUCUGCCAAGAAAGACAAAAUGGAAAAGCAUCAUACUUCACAGAGAUUUCUGAGUCUCAGCCCAGCGAUUGCCACAACAGCAAGCACCUCAGACGCUUCUAGUUCACAAUCGUUCCUACCCAAUUGGGCCACGUCACAGCUCAUGGCCAUGAUGCCACCCAAUAUGAGCCCCAGUCUGGCUGGUUCCCCUUUGGGACCGCUAAGUUAUGGGGGCAGUCCUUUGCUGUAUUCAAGUCUUUUUGGACCAGCUCACAUGAUUGCUGGUGGUGGGUCAAAUAAGGAGGCUCAAGCCAAAGCAAGGCAUGAAUCUAGAAGGGAGCUGUUGCGUGACCGAGACAGGUGUGCACAACCUUCAGCAGGUGAGAGGAAGAGAGAAGUCGGUGACAGAUCGGGUGUUCAGAAAUCUUCUUUGACCUCUCACUCUUCAGUUGACCCCGCUUGUCCAACAAGCACAUCAGGUUUGGGGCUAUUACAUAACCAAGGAUUAAAUCUCAACCUCAUGGCGGAGCUUUCCAAACAUUUAUCUCAGCAGUUUCAAACGGGGAAUCUUAAUUCUGAAAUGAACUUGCCACCAUAUUUGACCAACCCCGCUCUUGCUGGGAUGUUUCAGUUACCUUUCGCCUACACCCCAGGUCAAGUUAAUCCCGUACCUUUUGUCCAUCCUCCUGCAACACACAUACCCACAUCCUCCACCCAUUCUCCAUCAUCGUCUUCUCGUCAGCACAGCACCACCCAGCCACUGCCAGUUCCCCCAGCCCAAUGCGUUCCACCAAUAACGAUAUUAGUCCCUUAUCCCGUUGCAGUGCCUGUCCCCAUCCCAGUGCCCAUACCGUUUCCUGUCCCCAUAGCACCAGAAAAACUGUUUGCCUACUUCCGAGAGAAAGAAGAGUCUGGCAGACCAGCGACUGUCACAAAAGAAACGCCGCACGUCUCGGCUGACCCUAAGCCGGAACCAAGGUCUCGGUCAACAAGUGAAAGUAGGCCGCGUGCAGCCAGUGCCUGUCAUCUCAUCAACCCCAGCCCGGGUCUGUCACCCCGGCCAUCAUCCAAGUGUUCAUCUCUUGGUGGCAUUCCCCAGGGGUCAUCAUCUUCGCCGCUGGAUUCACCAGAGUCCGGCUUGGUGCUGGCCAAUGGCCGUGAAUCUGCUGAUUCAAUAAUGACUCUAAGACGAGAAAUCGGUCGCUCCCAGCUGAAAGCUGCAUCUACGUCACCUUGUACGUCAUCAAGCUAUAAACAUGUCAUGACGCCCAUCUUGCCUUACAGCUUAGAUUUGUCAGCAAAGGCUUCCAGGGUAUCUCUAGCACAUCACAAUGAAGACGAAGCCAUCGAUCUCAGCAAGAUGUCAACUAGGUCAGACUCUCCCAGGAGAUCCGUCGACCUUUCAGAGAAGGAGAACACAUCUCUGUUGAAGCGCGCCUCACUCAGUGACAGUGAGAUUGAUGGGAUAGUCCACUCACAAAAUUUGAAGGUGCCACGGAUACACAUCAUAUCUGAACCCCCAGACCCCCCCUUGAGUCAGCCUCCUGUCAGCGUACCCCUGCCACCCCCACCAGAGCAGUCCAGCUACUCGAGCCGAAGAAGCAGAAUACUGGACGCUCCAAGUGUCCCCAAAAAGUCCCGUAGCCCCUCCCCCGAGAGACGCUACAUCAGAACUGUUCCAAGGGACAUGGUGGAGGCUGCCAGGAGGCGGGGGCUUAGGGCCAGGGUUAGAACCAAAUAA